UCUAUUUGAGAUCGUUUUCGUACCUUCUUUGGCCAUUGAAACGUCAAAAUGUCAAUUAUAGGAAAAAGCUGGAAAAGUUUUUUGCUCAGAAGCGCUCAAACUGCUUAUCAAACAUUUUCAGGAACCGACAAACAACUUUUUUUUUUAUUUUGAGGAACAAGAUGAUUUGAUGACGUGAGUGGACAGAAAAACCCGCCUCAAAAAAGUGAAAAAGUGUGGGCCCCCCACAAAAAAAGGCGCAUGAAGGCACCAUCGAAAAAGGGCAACUUUUUUUCUGACUCUGUAUUAAUUAUUUAUUGUUCAACUCUCCCCACUCUUCUAAUCUAAUUUACUUCAUCAACAAGUAUGGCUUCCAGGCUCCUUAGUAAUGCACUUCAAACGAACGUCAAAUUGACAAAGCAGUUUGUACGUCCUUUAGCUACAGCUGCUAAACAAGCUUCAGCUAUUCGCAUCACCCACUUAGCUAACGGUUUAACCGUUGCAACCGAUGAAAAGCCAUCUACUUCAGCAACUGUUGGUGUUUGGAUUGAAGCCGGCUCUCGUCAAGAAACCGCUAAGACCAAUGGUGCUGCCAACCUUUUAGAACAAAUUGCUGUUCAGGGACAAGCCAAGAAGUUCGAGAAGAUUGGCGGUAUUCUGGAUGCAAAAACUGGACGUGAAGUUACGUCGUUCUCUGCCAAGAUUUUAGGGUCUAAAGUUAAUGAAUCAAUCGAACUUUUAGCUGAUCUUAUUCAAAAUACCAAAAUUGAUGCUUCCGCUGUUGAUAAGCAACGUCAAGCUGUAUUGAAGCAACAAUUAGCUGCUGAAUACGACUAUGACGCCGUUGUUUUCGACCACUUAUAUGCCACAGCUUUCCAAGGCUCAUCUUUCAGUCGCCCCGUUGCUGGUAUUAAAGAAACCGUUGAGCAAUUAACUGUUGAUGAUUUAGCUGCCUUCCAAAAGGAAAACUAUAGUGCUGACCGUAUGGUUCUCGUCGGUUCCGGUGCUGUCAAUCAUGAUGAACUUGUUCGUCUUGCCGAAUCUAAGUUUGGAAGCCUCACCUCAACCAGCAUUUCUAGUCAACAGAAACCCACUUUUACAGGUUCCGAAAUCCGUAUUCGUGAUGAUGUUUUACCACAAGCUCGUAUUGCUCUUGCUGUUGAGGGUGCACCUUAUCUCUCUAACGAUUAUUUCAAAUUACUCAUUAUGCAAGCCGUUAUCGGCGCCUAUGAUAGAAACCUCGGUGGCGCCCCUAACUUAUCAUCCAAAUUAUCCACAGUGACACAUGGUAAUCAUCUUGCCAACUCCUUCGCUUCAUUCACUAAAGGUUAUAAGGAUACUGGCCUAUGGGGUAUGUACUUCGUCACUGAAAAUAAGGAUCAAAUUGACGAUUUUGUCCACUUCCUUCAAAAGGAAUGGAAUCGUCUCUCCACAUCUGUUACUGUUGCAGAAAUUGAACGUGCAAAACAACAAAUCAAGGCUUCUUGGUUAUUAAAUAAUGAUAGCACUUGCACUGUCGCGCAAGAAAUCGGUACUCAAGUCCUUGCUACGGGCAAAUAUUUGGAUGCUGGAGAAUUAAAAGCUACUAUCGAUAAGAUUACUGCUGAUGAUGUCCGUAAAGCUGCGUACCGUUACAUUUGGGAUCAAGAGAUUGCUGUGGUAGGACACGGUCCUGUUGAAUGUUUAACUGACUUCGGCAGAGUUCGUGGUAACAUGGCUUACAACAGAUUCUAAACAUAUACAUUUGUACUAUUUAAUUAAUCCAAAAUCGAAAAUUGAAAAGGGAAAUAAAAAAAUAACAAAAAUCCGGCUAGAAUUCGAUUAAACAUAGAUACCAUCCUGUCCUUUUAUAUAAAAUAUACAUUGAUUAAAGGGCAUAACUGAUAAUUGCAGAAGAUUAUAUACGAUAUUUCUAAGCUAAAUUCAAGCCAUGUAUCUUUUGGUUAACAUUUUCAAUUUAUUGCAUAAAUAUCUACUGCAAACAUGAUCCACAAUAUUGUCGGAAGAAAGUAUUAACACUCAGUAACUCGAUGGUUUUAUCUCCAAUUGGUGUAACGAAGGGUAGCUUAUCAAAGCCCCAAGGUGCAAAACUAGUCAUAAACCAUGGAAGUGUCCAGAAUGCGACUGCCACC
Messenger RNA from Mycotypha africana, 2111 nucleotides. RefSeq names its product Metalloenzyme, LuxS/M16 peptidase-like protein. The transcript is spliced from 4 exons. Gene Ontology annotation, cellular component: mitochondrion. Gene Ontology annotation, molecular function: metal ion binding; metalloendopeptidase activity. NCBI's taxonomy places the organism in Eukaryota, Fungi, Mucoromycota, Mucoromycetes, Mucorales, Mycotyphaceae. The record is from RefSeq and is a predicted model, not a curated record. Bases 346 to 1713 code for a protein of 455 amino acids.